AUGGGAAAAGUGCAGAAAGCAAAAGAAACGCUGGAAAGGGCAGUAGAAAUCAUGGACAACCUUUCUCCUCCGCAUCCAGGUAAUUUGUCUCUUGAGCCCAAUUUCAGGGGUAAUUGGAUGUUCUCUAGUACUACCACCGUUCAGAUCCAUUCUUCAGAAUAUUUCACUGAACACAGGAAUUUGCAAAAAACUCUUUGGAACUUAAGGAACUGAAAAGAUCAUGCCGUUCAUAGACGUUUUUAUAUCUUCAUGAACAACGUACAUGUUUUACAGUCAACUAGUUCUAACACAGCCUUUGUUUUGAAUAGCAGUAAGUAUCCUUCUUUGUGGAGAGGUGAACGCUUUUACAAGCGUGUGCAAAAUGACUGAAAAAUGGCAGGACCAACUCUAUUUUAAUAAGCAAUAGAAAGCGUUUUCCGUGUUUGCAUAGCCUGAUAUAAACACGAGAGGGGUUGGGAGAAUUCGAGACAGUUAUGCAACCCCGAGACGAAGUCGAGGGUUUGCAUGACUGUCUCGAAUUUUCCCAACCCCUCGAGUGUUUAUAUCAGGCUAUGCAAACACAGGAAAAAGUUUUCUAUUGCUUUUAUAAAAUAACUUUCUCGAGAAAAACGCGAAACUCUUUGUUAUGGCAUUGAUUAAAAGAGAAAUUCUUACCAGUCGCAAAGUCGUACAUACAUACUGUCAUGCAAACACUCCUCUCGGCGAAUCAGAGGGCGCGUACUAUCUUAGUAUUUGUAGUCACGUUAGGGAGAUAGAGAGAGAGAGAGUUCACAAUAUUUUAAUUUUAUUAGCAGAAAAGGCAAAUUCACUGAAAAGGCUCAGCAAAGCUUGCUUAAUCCUUGGCGACACCGUAAAAAGUGCUGAUUUUGCAAACCGUGCUCUAAAGAUCUACAAGGAAACGCAUGGAAACAUGAUGCAACACAGAGAAGUAUGUGAUUAACUUUAUACCUCAUGUGUCUCUAAGAAAAAUGAGGGCUUGUUAUGGUACUGCUAACGUUGAUUUCGUUCACGCAUGGAAACAUGGAAACACGCAUCGUUCAGUUUAAGACACCGCUAAAAGACAUUUAGAAGGGACACUGGCACUCCAGAUAAUUGAAUAGCCGCGGUACAAGAGGGAAAAUGCCUCAAAUAGCUUAUGUUCGGUUGAAAUAAAGGUCUUUUAUCGAUACCUAAGAAAAUGCAGCUCACCUUUUCAACUGGAUCUCUUUUCGUUGAGAGAACAUGUCUCGAAGGCUCCUCUCAUCAUAUAUAACAUCACCAAAUUCCUUGUCCCGUUCAUAGUUCCAAUCCUAAUUCCGUUACCUUUUCCCUCUCAAAUCCCGAAUCUCAGCCUUCAAAUUUUUACAUAUCAAUCCCGAUCCCGAAAAACUCAUUGUAGACAUUAUAUUGUACGACACUGUUUUACAGGUGAGGAAAUGUACGCUGAGAGUUGCAUACGCAUGCUCAAAGCUUGGACUUUUCAGCAAGGCCAAGGAAUAUCUUAAAGGGGUUGAGCUUGGUUUUUCUGAGGAGAAUAGGGCCCAUUCAGAGUACGCUGUAUUUCUUCGAACAAAAACUGAAAUGGCGUUGGACAAUCUUGAAUUCAGCUGGCCCGAGGAUGAAGAAGGCAUUCAAGAAAUCUUCACAGAGGCAGGAAGAGAUCUCAAUAAAGCGGAUGAAAUAAUUCAACAGUCUCUUGGUAGCGAUCACCAACAGUAUGCAUUCUUGAAGCGAGAAAAAGCUCGUCUAUACGUUCUUACUGGCCAUUACGAGAAAGCCUGGAAAGAGAUUGACUGUGCUCUUGCUAUUGCUACGAGCUACCAAAGGCGUGACUUAGAGGCUGGCUUUUUACUUAUUCGAGCAGAUGCUGAGGGCAAGCUUCAGCUGUCCAGUGGAAGAAAGGAAUCCUUGGCAACAGCGGACCAAUUGCAUCGCAGUACUUUGGGUAAUGAUCAUCCAAUGGUUGCCACCACACUACAAAAGCGAUGUCAGAAAAACAUUGAUCAGAAAAAUCUUACUCUGGCAGAGGAAUAUCUGGAAGCAAGCGCAAAAAUCUGUGAAAUUCUUAAAAGUAACUUACGAUUGCAAUUACAAAGUAGUAGUUGUGAUUUUCUUACCAAUUACAGUUUGGAUCAACACCCUGUUUUAAAGCGUCAACAGCAGCUAGAAAGAAGACUAAGGGGCAGUCCUGUUGGGGCAUGGUUUCGUUGA
Molecule: messenger RNA, 2190 nt
Organism: Porites lobata
Lineage: Eukaryota; Metazoa; Cnidaria; Anthozoa; Scleractinia; Poritidae
Source: the annotation of a GenBank genome assembly